AUGUCGUCUUACCAACACUCGCCGCAGGAUGAGGGCUAUAGCGAGGACCCGUUGACUGUUGGAUCCGUUUCUGGGUCUGCCGUCGCCCCCCCUUGGGUGCAGAAUAUGCCCGUGGCGGAACGGACUGAAUACGUUAUGGGCAUCAUCAACCAACUACCCACGUCCGAGGUAUGCGAGAUCGUUCGACGUCUUCGCCCCCGUCUCUACAUAAAUUUCUUCCAGUACCUCCCCCCGGAGGUAUGCCUGAAGAUUCUCGGAUUUCUCGAUCCCCUAUCCCUCAUCAAUACAGCUCGAGCAUCGCGGGAAUGGAUGCUGCUAGCUUUGGACAGAAAAUUAUGGCAGCAGUUGUAUCUCCUUGAAGGUUUUCGGGUCAUUGAAUCGGAGGUUCAGAAGUUCGAGGCUUCAUUAAACGAGGAUCAGUCAAGAUCAGAUGAGAAAAUCGCCGAUGAGCACGAACGUAAGAGGAGGGCUACACCACAACGUAUUCUUCCAAAUCUGGGAGACGGUGAUUCCGAGAUGGUGGAUAUCGAUACCGCGACGGGUAACCAGCCAUCUCUCUUCGGGCCCUCAACCAGUCGGCAAAUCUCAAAACAGCCCAAGCCUGACGAUGACGAGAAUAUGGUAGACCUCUCUGCAUACCAGAACACCAAAUCCAUGCAGUAUCCAAGUAGACCUGCGAUUACCCGAGCACCUCUCCAAGACCGAACAAACCACCGCAUUUCAGCUGGCUCAGCACGCCCGAAGAGUCCAGGUCCCAUAUCGAGCAUAUCAUCGUUAGUCGUAUUAGACCGGAGUGACAACAAGAAAAAGUUGAAUUGGCAGUACCUUUAUUCUCAGAGGAGACGGUUAGAAGCCAAUUGGGAAACAGAGAAAUACACCAAUUUUCAACUGCCACACCCAGACCACCCUGAGGAGGCCCACAAAGAAUGCAUUUACACCAUUCAACACUCCGGAAAAUACUUGGUUAGUGGCAGCAGGGAUAGAACUCUCCGAAUAUGGGAUCUCGACACCCGGCGCCUGGUAAGGCAGCCGUUGCUUGGACACUCUGGCUCAGUCCUGUGCCUUCAGUUCGAUGCUGACCCCGAAGAGGACCUGAUUGUUUCUGGGAGUAGCGAUGCCACGAUAGUUCUUUGGAAGUUCUCCACCGGACAGAUCAUCCAGCGCUUAAGAAAAGCGCAUCGAGAAUCGGUCUUGAAUGUUAGAUUUGAUAAGCGCGUUUUAGUCACCUGUUCAAAGGACAAAACCAUCAAGGUUUUCAACCGUAAACCCCUGCACCCUGGGGAGCUGGGAUAUCCAGAUACGUUCCAAGGGGUUAAUCCGGUGCCAACAUAUCUGAACAAUUAUGGCUUCAACCCUGCACCGACGGCUGGACUCCCCGUUAGACCGGCUUAUUCCAUGAUAGCAUGCUUGGAAGGGCAUGGAGCAGCAGUAAAUGCUGUACAAAUCCAUGGCGAUGAAGUUGUAUCCGCUUCAGGCGAUCGCACCGUCAAGGUGUGGAAUUGGCCGGAACAGGUAUGUAGACGGACCUUCAUCGGCCAUACCAAAGGCAUCGCCUGUGUUCAAUACGAUGGACGUCGGAUCGUUAGCGGAAGCAGUGACAAUGAGGUGAAGGUUUUCGAUAAAGAAUCUGGCCUCGAGGUUGCAAGUCUCAGAGCUCACACGAACCUCGUCCGAACUGUCCAGGCGGGAUUUGGGGAUCUGCCUUAUAGCGAAGAAAAGGACAGAGAGGAUGCUAAGAAAACUGAUAAUGAAUAUUUCAAGGCGCUUGAUUCAGGAGCGAUCAGCCAGACUGGUUUUCAACGAGGCCGGCCUCGGAAUGCUGGUUCGAGGAAGCCUGAGGAUAUCACUGCAUAUGGUGCCAAGCUACCCCCAGGAGGAGGUGGUGGAAAGUUUGGGCGUAUUGUGUCGGGGUCUUACGAUGAGACAAUCAUAAUCUGGCGUAGGGAUAAGGAGGGUGUCUGGAGGGCUCAGCACACUUUGAGGCAAGAAGAAGCUGCAAACGUUGCGUCUAGAGUUGCAACAGAGAGGAGGACAGCUCUCAGGAAUAUGCUAGCUCAACCUUCCCAAGCGCAGGGCCUAGGUUCAGAAAAUGCCCUACCCGAAACCCUACAGCAAGCACCAAACCAAAGUCCUCCAGACGUCAACGCCCACACAUCACCUUUUGCUCCCGGAACUGACUCGUUCUAUCGCCACUUGAUUGACCUUGCUGUUAGUCAAGGACCGGUUGCAUUACGGCAUGCUUUGCAAGUCCACCCUCAAAUUCUUUCGCACGAGUACCUUGGAGAAGCGUUCGCGAACAUGCCAGAAUCAACUCGGCAGGCCAUGAACUAUGUGGUGUCUACGGCUAUUCAUGGCCAGCAGCUGUUGCCAUCGGCAGGCAGCACAGGAGCUGGUUCAACCCACAAUACGCUUGGCGCUCCUGCUCAGGGAACCCAGUCCAACACUCAAGCAUCGACACAAGCCCAGGCCUCAAUGUCAACAUCAGCUCAGGCCCAUACCCAAGCAACUGUUGCCCCGGCCAGCAGUACGCAGGGACCAAUAGUCCAAAAUCCGACCCUGUUAUCUGGCCCAAAUGCCCACGUGGGGACCCAGGUCCCCGCUGCCCCAGCUGCGCCCGCCCCGCCGCACCAUGCGCCACAGCCAUAUCAUCAUGUACCGGCCAACAUGGCCAGAGUAUUCAAGCUACAAUUUGAUGCCCGGAGAAUCAUCUGCUGCAGCCAGACUUCGGUGAUCGUCGGGUGGGACUUUGCGAAUGGAGACGAGCAGUUAAUUGAAGCCAGCAGAUUUUUUGCUCCGAUCGAAUGA
This is a messenger RNA of Amorphotheca resinae ATCC 22711, 2805 nucleotides long. RefSeq lists its product as hypothetical. The transcript is spliced from 2 exons. Bases 1 to 2805 code for a protein of 934 amino acids. Gene Ontology annotation, molecular function: protein binding. NCBI's taxonomy places the organism in Eukaryota, Fungi, Ascomycota, Leotiomycetes, Helotiales, Amorphothecaceae. The record is from RefSeq and is a predicted model, not a curated record.